GCUUCAAUGAAGAAGAAGAUAAAGUGAAUGAGAGAGAGAAAGGAACGAGAGAAAUAAAAAAUUGUUCACCGGUUGGGUCCAGUGUGAAAGAUCAUUCACUGAUUUGUGUUUGUUUUUCUGGUUUUACAGAUUGGUCAUCAAGACCAAAUCCAUGCCUCAAGUUGGUAUAUAUGGUAUAUAUUCUAUUAUAGCUUUUAAGUUCUUGUAUAUUAUGUUAUUAAAAGUUCCUAACGGAAUCUCCUCCGCCUUUCAACAUAGUACUUCCGACUCCGGAACCUUCGCCUCCGGAACUGCCUUCAACCGUAGUAUAUGGAGAACAGCCUUCAACCGUAGUAUAUGGGGUUCCGAAAUCUCCUCCGCCUGCCAACAAUACUUUUCCUUCUCCGUCUCCGUCUCCGUCUCCGCCCCCGCCUGAAACAAACGCUAUAACUCCGCCAUCUACAAAUGGGACAAUCGAGUCGCCACCAUCGAAAGGAGGACUGCCACCGGUGACAAUGACGGGUCUAAUAGUGGGAGUAGUGUUAGGAGCGAUAUUUGUGAUGGUUGGGCUGGGCAUCUUCGUCAUUAUUCGGAGGAGAAGGACAAGGGAGAUGGGAGAGGGCUUGCCUGGAGGUCGUGCUCAAAAGCCUACAGCCCCUACCAUUGCCUUGGGAGUUCCACAGAUGAAGGCAUUUACUUAUGAAGAGUUAGCAGAGGCAGCCAAUGGUUUCUCGGUCUCGAACCUCCUUGGUCAAGGCGGUUUUGGUGAUGUCUACAAGGGAAUCCUUGAAGGUACGAUGGAGGUCGCAAUAAAAAAGUUAAAACCUGGGAGUCGGCAGGGGGAGCAUGAAUUUCAGCAGGAGGUUAAGAUCAUCAGCCGUGUUCAUCACAGACAUCUUGUUUCACUAGUUGGAUACUGUAUCGCAGACGCCCAUAGAAUGCUUGUCUAUGAGUUUGUUUCUAACAAGACCUUGGAAUUCCAUUUGCACGGGAAGGAGAGAGCCGCUAUGGACUGGGCAACAAGAGUUAAAAUUGCUGUUGGUGCGGCAAAAGGGCUUGCUUAUCUGCAUGAGGGUUGUCAUCCGACGAUUAUACAUCGUGAUGUCAAGGGGACUAAUAUUCUUCUUGAUGAUAACUUUGAGGCAAAGGUUGCAGAUUUUGGACUAGCCAAGACUUUUUUGGAUAUUGAAACUCAUGUGUCAACUGCAGUAAAGGGAACUUUUGGCUACAUUGACCCGGAGUAUGCAUCUGCAUGGAAGCUCACUGACAAGUCAGACGUCUAUUCCUUUGGGGUCGUCCUUCUGGAGUUGAUAACAGGACAUCGACCCAUUGAUAAAAAUAAGUUAUUUUUGGAUGAUGGCAUAGUUGACUGGGCAAGCCCUUUGCUCGAUCAAGCUCUAAAAGAUGGCAUCUAUGAUAACCUUGUUGAUCCAAAGUUGCACAAGUGUUAUAACUACACUGAAAUGGCUAGAAUGAUUGCUUGUGCUGCAGCUUCUAUACGCCAUUCAGCGAAGCGGCCCCGAAUGAGCCAGAUAGUUGGAGCUCUGGAAGGAAAUAUUUCCCCGAAUGAUCUAAUCGAGGGAAUAACACCCGGACAGAGCACAAUUUUUGUUUCUUGUGUUAGCUCAGAUCAAUACAAAGAAGAUUCGAAGAAUUUCAGGAAGAUGGAAUUGGAAAGCCAAGAGCUGGGUAGUAGUGGAUACAGGGGGCCGACUAGUGAGUAUGGUCUCAAAGCAUCAAGCUCCAGCACUGAAGGCCAACAAACUAGCUACCCAAGAAAUGGAGUUGAAGGAAAUGGUGUAACAGACUAA
Messenger RNA from Tripterygium wilfordii, 1790 nucleotides. Its product is annotated as proline-rich receptor-like protein kinase PERK15. Gene Ontology annotation, molecular function: ATP binding; protein kinase activity. The transcript has 8 exons. The record is from RefSeq and is a predicted model, not a curated record. Gene Ontology annotation, biological process: protein phosphorylation. The coding region runs from base 495 to 1790 and encodes 431 amino acids. NCBI's taxonomy places the organism in Eukaryota, Viridiplantae, Streptophyta, Magnoliopsida, Celastrales, Celastraceae.